AACGUUUUGUACAAUUACAAGUAUUACAACGGCUUCGGACUAUGUGGUCACUAAGGGCACGGACUCUCAAUGACAUCUCGUGGAAAAGUGACAGGAGGUGCCGGGGCAAAGGCGCUCGGCGGUAGGCGAGUCGGCGGGUGAUAUGCAAGCGGCGCCGGCGCGCUACGUGUCAGUGAGCGAACUGUACUCGACCGACGAAGUGGAGCUGCUGCUGGACGAGAUUAGAGAGCUGGAGCCGACCAGCUGCCGCGGCGAAGACGUGCAGGUGUGGGAUCAGGACUUCGAGAUAGCGGGCAGCGGGUGCGGUGCGGGCGCGGGCGGGCGCUCGCCGGCCGGCACGGAGCUGACGGAGCGCAGCUGGGACUCGCACGCGCAGUACCGGCGCGCGCCGCCGCCGCGCCCGCGCGCGCUCGCGCCGCUGUACUGCCGCCUGCGCCACCUGCUGACGGCGCGCGGCGCGGCGUCGCUGCUGCUGGUGCUGUGCUCGCUGGGCGCGUGCGCGUGCGUGUGGGCGGGCGUGGGGCUGCGCGUGGGCCGCGUGCCGCUGGCGCCGCGCGUGCGCCUGCUGCUGCUGGCGGCGCUGUCCUCGCUGCUGCUGCACUCGGCGCUGCUCGUGCUGCACGUCACGCGCCUCGCCGCGCUGCUGCCGCUCGACUGGAACAAGCUGGGCGCGUGGACGAGCGCGUGGAGCGCGGCGUCGCUGGCGGCGGGCGGCGCGCUGACGCUGCACGCCGUGCUGGCUGCGCCCGAGUACCGCUGGGCGCCCGCGCACCUCGCGCAUCUGCUCUGCUCCGCCGCCACGCUGGGGCUGGGCGGCGCGUGCGCGGCGGCGGGCAUGGCGCUGGGCGGCGCGCGGCGCGGACAGUACCGCGCCGUGCCGGCCGCGCCCGCGCCCGUCUCCGACGACCCCUUAUAGUGAAGGCCGCCCGCCACUCACUUCUAGGCGGCCCGUUUUAUAGUUUUGUACGUCGGCCCGCGUCCAGCGCCGGCACCGUCUCUUUAUUUUUUCUUCAAGUCUGAUUUUUAUUCUAGUCCGUUUUAGGUUUAGCGAUGGAUCGUUUGUGAAUUUGUCGAGCGACGGCGGUUCCUCGGUUAGUUCUUGCACAAAUCUUUCUAGUGGAUCUAGUCGUGUUGUGUACCGAUGCCGUGUCGGUCGAGCGCGUUCGUGUCGAGUCCCGGUUUUCUCUUCGUCCACUGCGUAUUGUUAACGGAAUUAUCAUAUACGACAUCUAUGAGAAUAUUCAAAUGUCUCUGUAAUUUAACUAUAGUACACGAAAUGUAUGCGACGGAUAAUGUUUUAAUGUAAGUGAAGUAUUUAUUACGUUAAUAGUCACAUAAUAAAAUUGUUGUAUAGACGACGCGAACGUUGUGUAUGCGAACUUUCUUUCCUCGUAAGCUUGUAUUGAAUCAAAUCGUUUGCAUGAUGUAUGAAAUAUAUAUAAAUUAUCUACUUAUUGUUCGUACAAUAGUGAGCGUACAUUAUAUUUAGUGUUAAGAAAUAAUUCGACAUGUAAUAAAUGAUACCAGUUGUUAAUAGGAACUAAUUUUAUACUGUCCGAUGUGUGGUCUCCCCACGAGCUUACAGAGUGUUCCUCGGCGACUCGCACCUCUGUUACAAUUUUCGAUUAAUAUUCCUUUGUAUGUCUUAUACAUAUCACAUGUAAGUGUCGGGCGGUCCGGCCCGCAGCGACCACGUAACUCGAACCGCUUCAUCUGUCUGUCACCUCGUCUGGCUACUCCUGUGCUUGUUUCAACGAACAUGUCACAUAUAGCAGACGUUCAUUGUGUAUCUAAUGUAUGAUGUCGAUCAAAUAAUGUACGAGUCAUUUUUACUUUAACAUUUUUAAUGAUAAUAAUUAUAUGGUUUUAUACAAAUA
Helicoverpa zea (corn earworm) is the source of this 1877-nucleotide messenger RNA. RefSeq lists its product as uncharacterized. The record is from RefSeq and is a predicted model, not a curated record. Lineage: Eukaryota; Metazoa; Arthropoda; Insecta; Lepidoptera; Noctuidae. The transcript has 5 exons. The coding region runs from base 143 to 916 and encodes 257 amino acids.